Molecule: messenger RNA, 531 nt
Organism: Fusarium keratoplasticum
Lineage: Eukaryota; Fungi; Ascomycota; Sordariomycetes; Hypocreales; Nectriaceae
Exons: 1
Coding region: 13-531 (172 amino acids)
Source: RefSeq, a predicted model, not a curated record
ACAGCAAACACCAUGUCGCGCUUCAUCAGACGCAUCAUAAAUCGCCGCUCAUCUAAGCACCUGGAUUACGAGGUCGACGAUUCACCACAAGGCCCAGAGGAGAGAGCCACGAUCAACAACAUGCAGCGCAUCAAAAAGCCGAAAAGCAUGCCCUGGCACGCCCGCCUCUCUGGCUCCGACAUGACCAAACUCCUCAAAGGCUUUCGACCAUCCGACAUGGAGCAGAAAUGGGCCAUUGCCGCCAGUGGACCAGAUAACAAAGGCAUCAUUGACGUCCAUCUUUGCAGAAGCUGGACCGGGUCCGAGAUCUACACCGUCAGAGUGCGCGUCUUGACUAGUGAGGAUGGCAAGCCUGGCGAUCCCGAGAAGGAUGGAGGCGAGAUUUUUGAGAUUUUGUACGAGACAAGCAAAAAAUUCGACAACACAUGUGAGAGUGAGGUGGAAGAUAUGGCAGUUGCGAUCUGUCAGGGAUUUUUGGAUGUUGAGUUGAGGAAAGGACCUAAGCGGCCAAGGCCUCUACUAGAGGUUUAA